Molecule: messenger RNA, 627 nt
Organism: Myotis brandtii (Brandt's bat)
Lineage: Eukaryota; Metazoa; Chordata; Mammalia; Chiroptera; Vespertilionidae
Product: caspase-13-like
Exons: 4
Coding region: 1-627 (208 amino acids)
Biological process (GO): proteolysis
Cellular component (GO): protein-containing complex
Molecular function (GO): cysteine-type endopeptidase activity; caspase binding
Source: RefSeq, a predicted model, not a curated record
AUGGAGUUAGUGCUAAAGAGAUUUGCCACUCGCCCAGAGCACAGGACCUCAUAUAGUACAUACUUGCUGUUCAUGUCUCAUGGCCUCUGGGAUACAAUCUGUGGGACUCAGCAUAGCGAUGAAAACCCAGAUGUGCAGCCUUAUGACACCAUAUUCCAGAUUUUCAACAAUCGCAACUGCUGCCAUCUAAAGGACAAGCCCAAGGUCACCAUCGUCCAGGCCUGCAGAGGUGGUGUCCCCUCAGCAAACCCUGGGGAGGUAUGGGUCAGUGACUCUCCAGUGGCCUCAGCAGACAGCUCUGCAGAGUCUCCAGAGGACUUGAAGGAUGAUGGUGUCCACAAGACCCAUGUGGAGAAGGAUUUCGUUGGUUUCUGCUCCUCAACACCACAUAAUGUUUCUUGGAGAAGAGCAAGUGGUUCUCUCUUCAUCACACAACUUAUAAAUUAUAUUCAAGAAUAUUCUAGGAGUUAUCACCUGACAAAAAUAUUUGUGAUGGACCUCGGUGGCCUGUUUGCUGAAGUUCCUGCAUUUCCAUCUGGCAUCCAGGACCUGGAGCGCAGGAUCACAAUGGCCUUGCAGGUGGGCACUUCCACUGGGGGCCGCUCCUGUGCCGUGCCUGACUGGUAG